Photinus pyralis (common eastern firefly) is the source of this 2280-nucleotide messenger RNA. It is a transcript of the gene Btk29A, whose product is annotated as tyrosine-protein kinase Btk29A. Bases 205 to 2151 code for a protein of 648 amino acids. Lineage: Eukaryota; Metazoa; Arthropoda; Insecta; Coleoptera; Lampyridae. Gene Ontology annotation, molecular function: non-membrane spanning protein tyrosine kinase activity; protein binding; ATP binding. The record is from RefSeq and is a predicted model, not a curated record. The transcript is spliced from 13 exons. Gene Ontology annotation, biological process: peptidyl-tyrosine autophosphorylation; intracellular signal transduction.
CGAUUCCUCAAGAUGCAAAGACGUGCGACACUUUCGUCUAAAAAUAUUUACCAAAAAAUCGACGUUAGGGACUAUAAAUAGUUUUAAAGAGAAUAAAGACUGUCCUUGAGGUCUUAAGCUAACUUAACUCAAAUAUGACGUAUGACUAACUUAACCUAAAAUGUUUUGUUAGUGGUGUUUUUGUGAUGUUCCUCUGUGUAGGUGAUGGCAAAGAAGGACGAUGAAGUUGUUAAAGAAGGAUUUAUGAUCAAACGAUCGCAAAAUAAGAAAAUUUAUACGCCUAUCAAUUAUAAACAAAGAUGGUUCGUACUUAAUUCCAAGUUUCUUAUAUACUACGACACCGACAAUGAAGAUAAACGGAAGGAAAAGGGGCGAGUGGAACUGGAUAACGUCCACUCGAUCGAGGCCUCCUUUACAACGGUCAAUUACAUUGAAGACAAUCGACCCCUAACCGAUAGCUCCUUUCAAAUCGGUUAUCAGGAAUCCGGACAGGAUUACGUCCUUUAUCUCCAAGUGAGUUCCGCGAAGGAACGUUCCGAGUGGCUCUUGGCGAUCCGCACGCUAUGUAAAUAUAAUAAAAAUUUACGUCUGAAAUACCAUUUCGGUAUCUGGAACGGAAAAAGGUGGAGUUGCUGCAAGAGUACGACGCGUAAUUCGACGGGGUGCGAGAAUUGCAGCAGUUGGCCAAUUAGUUUCGAAGCCAAAGAGAGUGCGAAGGAAAGCAAAGGUACUUCACCUCAAUCUAACCACAUAAUGCCAGGUGGCGCAACUCCUGGGACACCUUCGGCAAAACAGAAAGAAAAAGCGGCGGCCAGACCUAAAAUUGUUAUAGCGCUUUAUAAUUACAAAGCGAUCGAAACUGGUGAUUUGUCCUUGGAAAAGAAUGCCGAGUAUGAAGUGAUCGACGAUAAUCAGGAGCACUGGUGGAAAGUGCAAGACAGUCAUGGGAACAUUGGUUUUAUACCUAGUAAUUACGUCAAGGAGAAGGAGCUGAUUGGUUUACAGCAGUAUGAAUGGUACGUCAAUGAUAUGUCUCGACAACGCUCCGAGUCGUUACUAAAGCAGGAGGACAAAGAGGGUUGCUUUGUAGUGAGAAACUCCUCAACUAAAGGCCUCUAUACGCUGUCCUUAUAUACGAAAGUCCCACAUCCGCACGUAAAGCAUUAUCACAUAAAGCAAAACGCGAAAGGCGAGUAUUACCUGUCGGAGAAGCACUGCUGCACGACGAUAGCCGACUUGAUCAACUACCAUCGUCACAACAGCGGAGGGCUCGCGUCUCGUCUCAAAACGAGUCCUUGCGAUCGUUCCGUGCCGGCUACGGCGGGCCUUAGCCACGAUAAAUGGGAGAUCGAUCCGCAGGAGCUGAUGCUUUUGGAAGAGUUGGGUUCUGGUCAGUUUGGGGUGGUGCGUCGAGGGAAAUGGAGGGGGUCGAUAGACGUCGCCGUUAAAAUGAUGAAGGAGGGGACGAUGUCGGAGGACGAUUUUAUCGAGGAGGCGAAAGUAAUGACGAAACUUCAACAUACCAACCUUGUACAAUUGUAUGGGGUGUGUAGCAAAAAUAGACCAAUUUUUAUAGUGACGGAGUAUAUGCGACACGGAUCAUUGUUAAACUAUUUAAGGAGACACGAACAGUCACUCACAAGCAAUCAAGGACUAUUGUUGGAUAUGUGUAUACAGAUUUGCAAAGGAAUGGCAUAUUUAGAAAGGCACAAUUAUAUACACAGAGAUCUGGCAGCGAGAAAUUGCUUGGUCGGUUCGGAAAAUAUUGUUAAGGUAGCCGAUUUCGGUCUGGCGCGAUACGUUUUAGAUGACCAAUAUACUUCUUCGGGUGGUAGCAAAUUUCCUAUUAAAUGGGCUCCACCGGAAGUGCUCAAUUACACACGGUUUUCCUCCAAGUCGGACGUCUGGGCUUACGGUGUACUUAUGUGGGAGGUUUUUACUUGUGGUAAAAUGCCGUAUGGACGAUUGAAGAAUACCGAAGUUGUCGAAAAGGUUCAAAAAGGGCUAAUAUUAGAAAAACCAAAAAUGUGUUAUAAGGAAGUUUAUGACGUAAUGCGAAAGUGUUGGAGUCAACUUCCGGAAACUAGGCCAUCGUUUCGCGUGUUAAAAGAGCAAUUGGUUACCGUUGCUCAACGAUUACUAGUAGACUGACUGACCCAGCUGGUGUGCGAAGCAACAACUUGCGCUUCCUCAUCGACAUCGAGCUGCGACUUGUGCUCGAAUUAUGAACAAACACUGGUCGACAUUUGUCAAACACUUACUAGAAAGGGCAAACGUAAA